Messenger RNA from Closterium sp. Yama58-4, 1668 nucleotides. The record is from the annotation of a GenBank genome assembly. NCBI's taxonomy places the organism in Eukaryota, Viridiplantae, Streptophyta, Zygnematophyceae, Desmidiales, Closteriaceae.
AUGCUUCAGAGCCGUGACUAUAACGGGAGAGGGGGCUACAGUGGUAGAAGUGGCUAUUAUGAAGGAUCAACGGUGGGAAAUACUUUAGAUCAACGGUCAGGAGGCGCUGUAGCUGUGGGUUUAGGGGCAGCUGGAACGGGAGGGGUUGGGGAGAUUGGGGGAGGAGCAAUUGGGGCAGGUGGCAACCCCAGAAUACCCCACGUGGACUCGCCAGGAGCGACAGGGGGAGGAGAGGAUAGGCCAGCCAGAGAGCGAUUGGGGAUGGGAGGCAGGGGGGAAGGGGGUGGAGAUGCGCUCCGGCAGCAACGGUUCUCGGAUUCGACGGAUAUCGGCCCUGAAAUUGUCAGUUCGGCAGCCCGGUGGGCGCCAAUCAACGGCAGCUUCGUCCUUUCCUGGAUCCCUCCUUCCAAGGCUCGGCUCCAAGCCAACAUCUCCCAACCAGAGCUCUACCCGGUUCUCUUAGACGUGAUUCGUUACAAUGAAGAAGCUCAACUCACCGCCGCUAAAGCGGGGCUAGAGCCUCCCAAGGCGUGGAGAGGGCCGGCGUGCCCGGUGUUUGAGUUUGGGUUCGAGCGGUUCCCUGGGAUUGGGUCGUGCUGGGAGGCGGGGAUUGCGGAUGAGAAGCGUGCGGCGACGCGGCCGCCUGUGAACUGCAAGGGGGUGGACCCGACUUGCAUUCAGAAGAACGACCUGCUGCCCCAUAACAAGUGGUCCGCUCAGGUGCUAGUUCUCCGUAACGUGUAUAUAAAUGUGGUGGGGCAGGUGUUUAAUGCAACACAUAUAUUCGACCACAACGCGUGUGCCGGCAGUCCCAACAUCACGGUCACCCUGCCCUUCCGCUACACGGCCAACCGCACGCGUGUCACCCACUUCAAGGAGCUCGUCUCCCUCGUCGACUGGUUCGCCUGGUCCACGCGCGCCAUGCUGCUCGACCUCAUACCGCUCUUCAUCUCGCUGCACCGCAUUCUGCCAGCCAUGAGGGGAGUGCCGGUGGCUGUGGGGCACAGGCGGCCGCACGUGAGGAAUGGGUUGGAGCAGCUGUGCUCGCUGGGAGCGGUGGACGUGCUGGGAGUGCAGGUUGACAGGAUGAACGUGCACGUGGUGAAGGCCAAGGACCUGUUCUUUGCAGAGAAGCUUGUCAUUCCACUCCAUCAGCGGUGUGGGGAGCCCAGCCGCUCGCUUUGGCACUAUCUGCGCAUGAGACACCUGCUGCCUUCCGGGGGGCUGCCCAUUUUCAAUCCAGACUGGACGUCCAGGUUCAACGGAUCUGCCACUCCACCGUACACACCCCAUGCCUACGCCCCAGGCAGCAACUGGGUGGUGCUGCUGGGGUGGAAGGAGCAGCGCGCAUCUCUCCUCCAAAGCCUCAAGCUACACGAGCACCUCACCCGCCUCUUCCCCCCCGAACGGGUCGUCAUCUACCGGGAAGGCUCCAUCUCCCUCCCCCGCCGAAAAGACCUGCUGAACCGCGCGCUCCUCAUGGUAUCAGUGCACGAUAAUAUCCUGGCCGAUAUUGUCUUCAUGCCGCCCGGAUCCGCCGUGCUGGAGAUCCGCCCGGUGGAGAAUCCGGACGUGAUCUUUCACCAGCUGGCGGAUAUCUGCGAGAUUGAGUAUUAUUUGGCGAAGGUGUUUGCGCGAGCAAAUGCAAUGAGACGGAAAGGUGGGUAG